AUGUGGCUGAUCGAUACCACCACCCUCCGACUGGAGGAGGUUGUGGACCUGCAGGAUUGCAAGUAUGCUAUCCUGUCUCACACAUGGGAGAAAGAUGAAGUCGAAUUUCAUGAGAUGCUGGCCGAAUCUCGACCAGCCAGACUCCUUCAAAAGGCCGGUUUUCAGAAAAUCAAAAAGACGUGUGAGGUGGCCAAACAAAAAGGGUACUCUUAUGCCUGGGUUGAUACUUGCUGCAUCGACAAGACCAGCAGCGCGGCGCUUUCCGAGGCCAUUAACUCCAUGUUCCACUGGUACAAAGAGUCGUCCCUGUGUCUUGCUCAUCUGUCUGAUCUGAAAGUCAACAACUUCGAGCAUGCAGAGAGCAAGACGACAGAGUUCAUGAAAGACUGCCGGUGGUUCACCCGAGGCUGGACCCUUCAGGAGCUAAUCGGGCCUGAGGAGCUCGACUUUUACGACCAAGAAUGGAACUACAGGGGUAGCAAGAAGACCUUUAGGCGUGAGCUAUCUGAGAUUACAGGUAUCGAAGCCGAUAUCCUCGAAGACUCUGAACUGUUGCCGACGAUACCGGUUGGACGGAGGAUGUCCUGGGCAGCCAAUAGAAAGACAACACGGGUAGAAGACAUCGCUUAUUGCCUAUUUGGGAUCUUCGGCGUGAACAUGCCCAUGAUCUACGGAGAGGGCAAGAAUGCAUUCUUGCGACUUCAGGAGGAGAUAGCAAAGAGCACCAACGACCUCACACUCUUCGCCUGGACGUCUCAAAACGAGUCAGGAGUCGACAGAAGGCCAACACAUUCAAGUCAACAAGGGAAGGACUUACGCGGCAUCCUCGCCCAAUCGCCUGCAGAAUUUGUGCACUGCGGCAGACUGAAGAUACUGCGAGACCGGGUCGCGCCCGUCAAGGAGUUCGCGAUGACAAACAAUGGCCUUCGCAUCGAGACAGUUCUGGGAUCAUCCCCCAAUAAGGAGUACGUCUUCGCUCUAGACUGCGUCAACGAGAACAAUCGCAAACUCGGGGUUUACCUUAUGAAAACGGAGACUGGCUUCGUCCGUGAUCGAGCUUACGACUUGUUCUCUACGACCGACAAGGCAUUUUGGAACGGACAGCGAAGCACGAUAUACAUUGCCAGAACCCUGAGCAACAGCCUCGCGCUCAGACUAAGGGCUCAGCUGCUUCGGUCGCUGAACUUCCAUUUCCACCUGCAACCAAGAGCAAAUUAUACUUGCAGUAAUUUGUCGGCUCGCCCGGCCAGUCUGUGGGAUAAGAAUGGCAGGUUGUUCCUCACUGGAAACCGGCAGGACUUCACCGCAUGCAUCGAGUUCAACUUGAAGCCGAUAUGGUGGAGAUUCGUAAUCGUGUGUGGCCUCAUAGACGUCAGGAAUGAGAGACCACGCGUGUCUGACCUUUGGAACGAAGAGGACCGCUACGGCGUUACACCGUGGAUGGCGAUGUUUACGGACCAGGACCCCGCUGCAAAGCUUCAGUUGGAGAUCAUCGACAAGCUCAAGCAUGGGAAUGACGAGCUGAGGAAGUUAAGGAGUACUGUUAUUUCCUGGUAUGUCGACGAAUAUGGUCGCUUACCGCUGCGAAAGAUGGCCGAGACGAUGAAGACCGCGUUUGACGAUGACGGGAGAGAGAUCUCAUACUACCUCAGCAUGAUCAAAGAGCCAAACAACAAAGGGACGCCCGUCUUCAACAUCAGGGUCUUCGUGUCCGAGGUGAACAGGGUCCGCGAUUCUUCGACCAUGGGCGAGGUCGGAUCGGACGAAGAGGCAGGUCACGGUCGCGCCCGGCCUGCCCCCAGGCCAGUACCGCAGCCGCCGUCGGCCGACCGCGAGCCGCCACCACGGCCGGGGCCGAAUCCGUUCUCGCCGCAGCCGAGGCCGUAUACGUUCCCGCAGUUUGCGAAUGCCUAUCCUCAUGGGGUCCCUGGUCAACCGUAUCCGCCAAGUCCCAUACCAGGACAGUGGUCACCUCCGGGGUUCUACCAACCAGGGCCGGAGUAUCCUUAUGGUGCGGGAUAUCGAUAG
Diaporthe amygdali is the source of this 2028-nucleotide messenger RNA. RefSeq names its product het domain protein. Lineage: Eukaryota; Fungi; Ascomycota; Sordariomycetes; Diaporthales; Diaporthaceae. The transcript has a single exon. Bases 1 to 2028 code for a protein of 675 amino acids. The record is from RefSeq and is a predicted model, not a curated record.